UCAUAAAUGUGUGUGCGUACGCGGUCUGUUUGCGAGGCAGUUGCGUGCGAAGAGCUCCACAUGUCGUUCAGAGGAAUCCGCCACCUGAAACACGAGGAAGUGAAAGCUACCCAAUUGGUUAUAAAGCAUCAACAACCACAUCUGCCUCGAGCAUUGCAAACUGAUGAAAACAUCAGUGCAGACGUCUGGUAGACGUUUGCUGUAUUUUCCCGAGGAAUUAUUACCAUUGUCUACUUAGGAAGUACUUUAUCAUCUAUAAUAUACUCGUUUAAUUUGAAUGACCCAUCUAACAUUAUACUGGAAUUAAGUAAUAUUGACAGACCUUCUUGCGCACCUGUUACCUUCACGGAGCGCAGGACGAUGAUACCGCCAGGAGACUGCUUGUAUGCGGGCAGGAAAAGAAGGAAACCCGUUCAAAAGCAGAAACCAGCGACUGUGAGUGAGAAGUCCAACCCAUCCAAGAGGCACCGGGACGCCUGAACGCGGAGCUGGACCGGCUGGCCAGCAUGCUACCUUUUCCCCAGACAUCAUCUCCAAGCUGGAUAAACUGUCCGUGCUGCGCCUCAGUGUCAGCUACCUCCGGGUCAAGAGUUCUUCACAGUUAAUCACGAGAAGCCGUCCAGCAGAAAGCACAUCAGUCCAUCCAGCAACUCUGUCCCCGAGCCCAGGAAAGACAGCCUGCCUAAGUUUAUGGGCAACAGCGUCACGGAGAGCGGACUCCUUCUGGAGUCCCUUACUGGCUUUGCGUUGGUGGUGAGCAGCGAUGGAAUGGUUUUCUUUUCCUCCUCAAACAUCGUUGACUAUUUGGGCUUCCAUCAGACGGACGUGAUGCACCAAAACGUCUUUGAUUAUGUCCAUGUAGACGACCGGCAAGAGUUCAGAAGACAGCUCCACUGGGCCAUGAACCCCAGCCAGCACCACUUAGUCUCAGGAACUGGUGAGGACUUUGUGGUGAGCAGCCUGUUUCAUUCUCAGGAGACGGGGGGAGUCGUUCCUGAGUUCUCCUCUUUUCUCAACCGCUGUUUCAUGUCCCGCGUGCGCUGCCUGCUGGACAGCACCUCUGGCUUCCUGACCAUGCAGAUCCAGGGCCGACUCAAGUUCCUCCAAGGACAGAAGAAGAAGUGGGGCUCGGGGGCCCUGCUACCCCCCCAGCUGGCCCUGUUCUGUGUGGCCGUGCCCCUUCUGCUGCCCUCCAUCACUGAGAUGAAGAUGAACAACAUGAUGAUGAGGGGCAGGCACAAGAGUGGAGGGGGCAUCAUCACUGCACUGGAAUAUGGUGAGAGAGAGGAGCAGUUGAGGAGGCAGGCUGGCAGUGCGGGGGGGAUGGUCGAUGGCGGGGACCCGCUGCUCCUCAACUGCACCAAACUUGGGGGUCCCCAGCAGCGCCGCCACGCCCCCUGGACGCCCCUCUCCAAAGACAGCCUCAAGUACAAGACAGAGGGGGGCUAUUCUGGACAGGACGAGCCCCUCAACUACUGUAAGACCUCCAUGGGCGGUGCCCCCCACCACAAAGGCCCAGGCCUGGACUCCCUGUGGCCCAUGCGGCCUGCCUCGGGGCCCAUCCGGGGGGGGCAAGGUGGCGGCUACACCCCCUCUAAUCGACUCGGGAAGGGUGGGCACUAUGGCAAGCCCUACCGCAUGUCCCCCAGCAUGUGCCACGGAGGAGGGCGAGGUGGUGAAAUCUACGUGCCCAGGAUGUACGAGAGCCUCGAGAGCUCCGGCGAGUUGGACCUGUACUGCGUGGGAGAGGCGGUGAAGAGCGAGUGCUACGGCAACRUCCUGUUGCCUGAGAUGCCCAUCAAGGUGGAGCAGGACUCGGAUUCGGAGAARGGCUGCGACGCGUAUGGCCGUCCGUGGCCCUGCCGGGAGCCCUUGGACCACCGCUACCACAAUGGCAACAGCUAUGUCGACAACAACGGCCUCCAUAUGAAGUCGGAGGCGGAAUACUACGAACAGUACUCGCCGUGCCAGAGGGGCAAGGCGGGCAUCAGCCCCAUCAGCCCGCCCUACAACAACGGCCCCUUCCAGAACUAUAAUAACAUGGGGGGCGGCAGGCCCUUGAAGAGUGUGGUCAAUAAGGACCAGUCCCAGUUCAGUCCCCAGAGGUUGUCCCACUCAGACCCCCUCUGUAGCAGCCAAAGCAUCAACUGCAUCGACGUGUACGCAAGCGGCCCCAUGGAGCACAACAACAAGGGCUACAUGCAGCAGCAGGACAAGUUGGACUACGAGUUUAAAGGUCACGGACCGCGCCAGACCAUCAAGCAGGAGCCCGUGGACUCACCCCAGUGGUCGGACGGCAGCGGACACGACAUGAGCCAUGCCGUGGGACACUCUCAGAGGAACGUUAUGCCCCACCGUGUGAUGAAUGCUGGGCAGCACAAAGCCAACCCUUGUGUUUAUAUGCAAUAGACGUUGAUCCGCCCCAUACUUCCUCAUUCACCAGCAUAACACAUUGGCAGAAGACAUGCAGGGUAUGGCUCAGGUUUAAASACUAGUGUGUUGGAGACAAUCAAAGAAAGGAAUGGGGGGGGGGGUUCUAUCUCGAUUUGUUUUGAUGAAUGGAAUAAAUUGUAGUUAUUUAUCCAAAGCACUUUUGAUAUAGUGAUUCAAAUAUUUUCUAGAGUCACAUUUCUGUUUGUGUUGUGUGUGUAUACCUGCAUUUUCUGGAGGCUUAUACAUGUGUAUAUACAGUGGG
Molecule: messenger RNA, 2695 nt
Organism: Salvelinus sp. IW2-2015
Lineage: Eukaryota; Metazoa; Chordata; Actinopteri; Salmoniformes; Salmonidae
Biological process (GO): response to xenobiotic stimulus; xenobiotic metabolic process; regulation of transcription by RNA polymerase II
Cellular component (GO): nucleus; aryl hydrocarbon receptor complex
Molecular function (GO): transcription cis-regulatory region binding; nuclear receptor activity
Source: RefSeq, a predicted model, not a curated record